Molecule: messenger RNA, 449 nt
Organism: Striga hermonthica
Lineage: Eukaryota; Viridiplantae; Streptophyta; Magnoliopsida; Lamiales; Orobanchaceae
Source: the annotation of a GenBank genome assembly
UUCUGCCAGAAGAGAAGCGAACUAGGGGACCAACUUUCUGUAAAGAAGUUAAUAGUUGGAAUCUAAAUGAGCGUCGACCCAUCUUCUUGAAUGAAAAGCGCAAACCAGUUGGCCCUGAUAAAGGCACUCUAACCAAAUUUAGUCAGUUUUAUGGUUCAUUGGCUAGAGAUUAUGUUUUUGCACCGCUGAAUUUUCUUGAUUGGCGUCAUGUUUCUGACAAAGAUAAACUCUGGGAGUAUGUGAAGAAGAAAUUCAUUAUUUCGGAUGAAGGGAAAGAAUAUGUAUUGUCUUCAAUUGGUGCUCUUUGGCGUGCUCACAAGUCUAGAAUAAAAAAGAAGCACUACUUUCAGUAUGACAAUGAUGAAGAUAGAUGGGAAAGUCUACCAAGAUCAAUUUCAGAUGCACAUCUUAUGGAAUUAUUGAAAUACUGGAGUUUAGAGGAGGUUAAG